UUAUAUAUGAUUGUAAACCAUGUAUAUGAACCUAAAUUGUUACUCGGGUACUUACAUCAUAAUAUACAGAAUUAUCAACAAUAUUAUUUUAAGUGUUUUUUUGUUAUUAUAAAGUAUUAUUUUACAGUAAGUAUUUACGUUUUUGGUCACGUGUCAUCAAAAUAAAUGUAACUUAAUUUCGUUAUAAUCACAAUUAUCUCGCCACAGCCAUAUCGACCAUAAGUCAUAACAUAUUAUAUUCUUCCGACAUUCUAUAUUUUUUAAACCGCAGUCCUCUCUCUGUUGGGCACGUUCUCAGUAGUCAUUAGUAAUGACUCAUUACUCACGAUAUAGCAUAAUAUUAUACUAUAUUAGUCGGUAACAUACGAUUUCACACUUCCACCUUCUUCAUCGGUACGUCAUGACAUUGUCGUAUUCGCCAAUUUUCAAUCGAUCGUUUUUGAUCACAUAUUCGUUUUUUGUUGGUAGAGGAAGGAACACGUCAUGCUCGUGUGGGGGAUGGUGGCACUUGUUCUCCGGACACCGUGACUUGCCCGAAGAAAAAUGCCGCCUAGUGGCCGAGGAUCGAACCAGCGACGGCAGCGCCGCAACCGACGCCUUAGACCGCUCGGCAACCUCGUCCCCCUAUAUUAUAUUGUUAUUAACUUUUGAGUCAAUACUUUCUUAUCAUAGAUCGGUCCAAUUUGGCAAUUAUUGUAUCCAAAUAAUAUAUGAAAUGAUGUUAACAGCUAGUAAGUAAAUCUAAUAAUUUAGGUAAUAUUUCAUUGCCAAAUUUAAGUCUCAAUGCAGUUAUUUUUUUAUAUUGUCAUCACUAUGUUACGUAUUGUUAUCUAUAAUAUGUAUAAUAUAUAUAUAUGAAGAAAGCCGCGGAAGCGAUAGUUACUUUACUUAUAUCGUAUUUCGUAAAACAAAAUAUGUACCUACCUAUAGAUAGUAUAUCAAAUAUUUCUUAGAUUUUUCGUAUCAGAAUAAAAUACGCGCAAUAAUGACCUUGAUAUAAAUAUUUAUCUUCACACUAUUACUAAAUAUCCGCUAAUCUGUGUAAACACUCGCGCUCACACGGCGUUCGAAACAGUCUUUUUUUUAAGGUUUUGUUUCUACGUUUCUUCAAUAGAUUGUAUAUUCGUAAAAAUUAAAAAUUAUGUUCUGGCGAAGCGGUCGGCUAUACGGAUACGGCGGACCUAGCUCGCAAAUGGCAUAAGUUCCAGUGACUCUUCGGAGUUCCGUGAGGCGAGUGUCCGACAAUGCCUUAAGUCCGAACCCGGAUCCGAUUAUUCGGUAGCGUCAAUGCCAUGGAAUUACAUACGAAUCUAUUCGAAACGAAAACCACAAAAAAAAAAACAUUUCGUCCGUCCGUUGUGGACUUUGUAUUUUCUUCUCCGAAUUUAUAAAAUAUUUUAUUAUAAUAUCAAAAUUAGCAUAA
Acyrthosiphon pisum (pea aphid) is the source of this 1423-nucleotide messenger RNA. RefSeq lists its product as uncharacterized. NCBI's taxonomy places the organism in Eukaryota, Metazoa, Arthropoda, Insecta, Hemiptera, Aphididae. The coding region runs from base 401 to 739 and encodes 112 amino acids. The transcript is spliced from 2 exons. The record is from RefSeq and is a predicted model, not a curated record.